Daphnia pulex (common water flea) is the source of this 1105-nucleotide messenger RNA. Its product is annotated as DNA-directed RNA polymerase II subunit RPB1-like. Bases 112 to 1026 code for a protein of 304 amino acids. The record is from RefSeq and is a predicted model, not a curated record. Lineage: Eukaryota; Metazoa; Arthropoda; Branchiopoda; Diplostraca; Daphniidae. The transcript has 2 exons.
AAAAGCUCAGGGUUGGCACCAAGUUGAUCAUUCGAUUCAGUUCCUUCGUCAGAUCAACUUCAGUUCUGAAUUUGUCUGAAUCUUGAAAAAUCUUUCCACGUGUCUAUCAUUAUGAUUGCGCAUCGUGUCAUGUUGUCAUUAGUCGUGAUGUUGUUGAUGGCUGUUUCGGCUUUGGGUGGACCAAUCGGCUCUUCCUACUACACCACCGCCGAUCCGCCAAAGUACUACACCACUGCUGAUCCGCCAAAGUACUACACCACAACUACUGCAGCCCCAAGUUACUACAAGGAGGACCCGAAGUACUACUCUGCUCCAAGCUACACCACUGAAACACCACAGAAUUACGCAGCACCAACUUACUACACCACUGCUGCUCCUUCGUAUGAUGUCCAUCCAAGUUACUACACCCCUGCUGUCCCCAGUUACUACUCUGCUCCAAGCUACUCUGCUCCAAGCUACUCUGCUCCAAGCUACUCUGCUCCAAGCUACUCUGCUCCAAGCUACUCUGCUCCCAGUUAUACUGCAACUUACUACGCUAAGGCUGAUCCUGAAUACUACACCACAGUUGCUCCCCACUCCAAGUGCUAUUCAGCACCAACUUACUACACCAGCAAGACUGCCCCAGAGUACUACACGACUGCUGCUCCUUAUUAUGUUGAUCCCAUUUACUACACCAAAGCUGCCCCCAGCUACUACUCCGCUCCAAGCUACACCACUGAAGCUGCCAAGUAUAGCCCAGCUCUAAAUUACUACACCACUGCUGCACCUUACUACGCUGAUCCAAUUUACACCACGAAAGCACCUGAGUAUUACACCGCGGCUUCCUAUUACACCACAAGCAAAGCGCAAGAGUACUACACCACAACCUAUGCUGCUCCCAGUUACUACACCGAGAAUCCAAAGUAUUACAGCAACACCAAGGCUCCUGAGCACUACACAACAACCUACGCAACUCCUGCCUAUUACAAAGAGGACCCAAAGCCUUACCCCACAGCCAAUCAAUACGCUGAAGUUCGAAAAUAUUAAUUGAUCAUUGUUGUUUUCAUAUUAAUUAUUUAUUGGUUGAACUUGAUUGCCCGCCAAAAUAUAAUCAUUGUAAAUUAAA